Molecule: messenger RNA, 1056 nt
Organism: Lodderomyces elongisporus
Lineage: Eukaryota; Fungi; Ascomycota; Pichiomycetes; Serinales; Debaryomycetaceae
Gene: ERG20
Product: bifunctional (2E,6E)-farnesyl diphosphate synthase/dimethylallyltranstransferase
Exons: 1
Coding region: 1-1056 (351 amino acids)
Biological process (GO): trans, trans-farnesyl diphosphate biosynthetic process
Cellular component (GO): cytoplasm
Molecular function (GO): (2E,6E)-farnesyl diphosphate synthase activity; dimethylallyltranstransferase activity
Source: RefSeq, a predicted model, not a curated record
AUGUCAAGUAAAGAAGCUGCUCGUGAGAGGUUUGUCAAUGUCUUUCAAGACAUUGUUGAAGAGUUGACCGAGAUUCUUAAAUCAUACAAAAUGCCACAAGAAGCCAUUGAUUGGUUUAACAAGAGUUUACAGUAUAACACACCGGGUGGGAAAUUGAACCGUGGAUUAUCUGUUGUUGAUACAUAUGCCAUUUUGAAUAAUACCUCGGCAGAUAAGUUGGACGAUGCACAAUAUAAAAAGGCUGCCAUCUUGGGGUGGGCAAUUGAAUUGUUGCAAGCGUAUUUUUUGGUUGCUGAUGACAUGAUGGACCAAUCGAAAACAAGAAGGGGUCAACCAUGUUGGUAUUUGGCUGAAGGUGUUGGCAAUAUUGCAAUCAAUGACUCGUUUAUGUUGGAAGGUGCAAUCUAUGAAAUUUUGAGAAAGCAUUUCCGUCAGGACUCGUACUAUGUUGAUUUGUUAGACUUGUUCCACGAAGUUACUUUCCAAACCGAAUUGGGUCAAUUAUUAGACUUGGUGACUGCUGACGAGGAACAUGUUGACUUGAGCAAGUUCUCGUUGGCGAAGCACUCCUUUAUCGUCAUUUUCAAGACAGCAUACUAUUCCUUCUAUUUACCUGUUGCCUUGGCAAUGUAUAUGAGCGGAAUCAGCGAUGCCAAAGAUUUGCAACAAGUCAAAGACAUUUUAAUUCCCCUUGGUGAAUACUUUCAAAUCCAAGAUGACUUUUUAGACUGCUUUGGUACCCCCGAGCAAAUUGGGAAAAUCGGUACUGAUAUUAAGGACAACAAAUGUUCAUGGGUUGUGAACCAAGCUUUAUUGAAUGCUUCACCAGAACAAAGGAAGGUUUUGGAUGAGAACUACGGAAGAAAAGAUGAUGAAAAGGAACAAGUAUGUAAACAAUUGUUUAAGGAUAUGGGAAUCGAGAAAAUAUAUGCUGAUUAUGAAGAAGAAGUGGUGAAGAAAUUGAGAACUCAAAUCGAUCAAAUUGAUGAGUCAAGAGGAUUGAAAAAGGAUGUUUUGACCUCAUUUUUGAACAAGGUUUACAAAAGAUCAAAGUAA